Messenger RNA from Colletotrichum godetiae, 687 nucleotides. RefSeq lists its product as uncharacterized. The transcript has a single exon. Bases 1 to 687 code for a protein of 228 amino acids. NCBI's taxonomy places the organism in Eukaryota, Fungi, Ascomycota, Sordariomycetes, Glomerellales, Glomerellaceae. The record is from RefSeq and is a predicted model, not a curated record.
AUGGACGCGCAGGGUAUCCGAGAGGACCCGAGUUGCGAUUGGGCGGGUAAAUGUGUUGGUGGAGGUGUCAAGGAUGGGCUCUCUGGGUUGUCGGGCCGCAGACAGCAAAGAGCAGAGUUGCAACCCCUCAUCGACGCCACGCACCCCACACAUCCAGAAUCAUCUCAUGAUCCAUGUUCUGGUCUUUAUGCUUCUGAGUUCUCUGCCAUCUGUCUGUCUUCCCCUACCCUUUCACGCCUCACAUGUCUCUCUGUCUCUUUUUCUCCUACUUUUCACCGUACCUUGCUGCUUGCUCCUUACGCCACACUACAAUUCUACGGUAAUUUGGCAGUGAAGACGAUCGGCGGAGACCCUAACCGCCCAGCUGCUCUUCCUCUGCCCGGGGAAGACAGGGUAGUGUUGAGCAUUUUAACAAGAUGCCACGCUACCUCGAGAGCCUUGCCAAUGCGAAGAGCCAUACAUGUACCAAACUGCCUUUACUCCCUCUCUCGUUUGUGUCAUUCCAGGACCGGCCGUGUCUCACCUGUAGACCUGCCGUGCAAGAGCGAAGACAUGAAAACGUAUAUCUGCACGAUGCCCGAAUCACAGGCCUUGUUUGCUAGUAAUGUCAGGCACCACAAUCCACUGGAGAGAGACCCGUCGAGCUCGAUUAUGUUUGUAUCCAAAGGUUGCUUUCAGUGCAACUGA